AUGACCAUGUACAACAGCGGCUCAGCCACCAAAACAACCACCAUAACCACUUCAAUCGCAACCGACAUCACGACUUUCGCACCAAGCACCGAUACCACGAGCUUGAGCUUCGUCUUCACCGUCAAUUUUGCGACCAUGAGUCCCAGCGACAUCAUGUCUGUAUAUAGCAGCGCUACUUCCAGUGUUAUGGACGACAUGAUGAGUUACAUGAGCACUGUCAUGUCUUCUGCCAUGAGGAAGUGCAGUGAUUACUUGACAUAUGCGGAUUAUUAUGUCAGUGUUAAUGCGGCAUCGGCUACUGGUAAGACCAGUGGCAAUGCCAGUGGCAAGACGACAAAGUCUAAGGCUACCAAGACUGCAAAGUCUUCUUCGGCAAAGACUACCUCGCCAAAGACUACCUCGCCAAAGACUACCUCGCCAAAGACUACCUCGCCAAAGACUACCUCGCCAAAGACUACCUCGCCAAAGACUACCUCGCCAAAGACUACCUCGCCAAAGACCAGCCAAGCUGUCGAAUCCGCUGCUGCCACCAGUUCUUAG
This is a messenger RNA of Aureobasidium vineae, 540 nucleotides long. Lineage: Eukaryota; Fungi; Ascomycota; Dothideomycetes; Dothideales; Saccotheciaceae. The record is from the annotation of a GenBank genome assembly.